ACCACAAACCACCUCAUAUCACUGAGGCUACUGAUACAGCGGACACUUUGAGCUGCUCCUGGCACAGGUUUCCUCUGCUUCAAAGUUUAAGCAGCCCCAUCCACCCGUCUCGCCUCAGUACGUUAGGGGAGGAGCUUCAUCACACUGAGACACGCCCCUUCUGUCGAUCACCUGCGCUGGGAAGCAGAGGCCGCAGCCCCUCUCCUCAGCCUUUAAAAAACGACGAGCUUUCUUCUUCUUCGCUAAAAAAUAACUCAAAUGUAAAUCAUCGACCUUCCAAAUUACUCCUUCCAUCCUUCCCUUGUGUCAGUCCUCUAAACCUGAGCCCCAGAGUCGUAGAUGGAAUUGAAGACAACGGUCACACGUUUCAGUACAACGUAGAGCAGGGUGAGACAAAGGCUAAUAUACAAGACCAGUUACAGGUGAGCGCUAACCUGCUGCUCGAGACAGAGGAGGUGAGGCAGAACAUCAGCAAGCUCAACAAAGAGGUGAACAGCUURAAUGAGGAAGUGUCCAACAUGGCCAAACAGCUCCACAACAUGAUGCACUGCCUGCAGGCUCAUAUGACCACGCUGCAUCAUGUCUCUUCUGGUGCGAUGACUUGCGGCAACCGGCAUUCUCACGUUUUUCCAGACACGCCCAAUGAAAUGCAACUGCAUCRCGAGACAAUUUGCCGCCCAGCAUCCAGCUGCAGCGGGACGCCCUCACACAGCAGACGCUCUGUCGUGCAGCAUUCAUCGAGUGCUACAUGUUUACAUCUCUGCUGCUCUGGCAGAGAACAGAACCACAGUCCCUUUCAAGCACCCAGAGCAACGCCAGUGACUCAAACCCAGGGAGGUCCUUCCCUCCUGGGCAUUAGCUCAGCUUUUGGUACUUUCCCAGUGACCCACGGUCUCUCUCAUCCAUCAAUCAACAUUCAAACUCACGCUGACGUUGUGCCAAAUCUGACCAAUCCCCAGACACCGAUUCAUUCCCCCAACACUCCAGCGGGUCAGCCGCAGUAUCACACCGCCUUCAGCUCUCUGACACCCUCAGCAAGUUCCACAUCAAUGUCCACGGUUUAUAACAAGACACAACAGAACUCUGUGAGACWAAAUGAUCCAAUAGGAUCCAGUCCUGUCCAUCAUUCACCGGAGCGUGCACGUUCUCUAUUGGGACAUCCAUCAGAAAGUGACUGUUCACUCUAUCAUGAGAGGAAGGACCACAUCGGUGCAGACAACAAUCUCCUUAAAUUACAGGACUGAUAAUAUUAGUUGUGUUUUGCAUGUUAAUGACAAUUCUUUACUGUGAAAGAAUAAUUGUGUAUUGUUCGUCAGCAAUGAUCUAUUCACUGCUGUAAAUUAAUAAUUUAUUUUUAAGGAAUAAAAUGGUACUUAAGUGUUUAUUUACAACAUGGUUCAUCUAUUCAGGUAGAUCAUUAGCAACAACUGAUGUCAGACAUAACUUUCUCAAUAAUUCAAAAGUCACUAUAGUUGUUAAUUUUGCUAUAACUUUGUUACAUAUAAAUACAUCAGGAUUUGGAGAAAUAUUGACAUUUGACUGCUAUUUUCCAAUAGAUUUUUUUAUCUGAUAAGCUGUGAAUCAAAGGUAUACAGCACCUCUGUGUGGUUAUAAAAACAAAUUACAACAAAUGUGCUUGCAUUUUUAUCACAAUGAGAAUGAGAAAAAGCUAAUGUUGCAGAUUUAAUAAAACCUAUUUGAAAUACCCAAACAGAAAAAACUUAUAUAAAAAAGUUGCAAUUGUCAGUUUUCUAUAAAGACACUCAACAACUGUA
Austrofundulus limnaeus is the source of this 1775-nucleotide messenger RNA. RefSeq lists its product as uncharacterized. Lineage: Eukaryota; Metazoa; Chordata; Actinopteri; Cyprinodontiformes; Rivulidae. The record is from RefSeq and is a predicted model, not a curated record.